CUUUCUUCUUCAGCAUUGUCAUGCUCGUGGCAUACUAUCAAACAACGAGUACAACAACAUCAAAGACAUUAACACACGAUCAAAGCAGAGACGACAGCAAAGCGGAGAUCGCACAUGGAAAACGAUGCACUGAAGGAGCAGCGCUGUGUAAUCAAUUCCAGGAUGGUGAGGGAGAGUGAGAUGAUGAAGGUGGCCGGCUGCAUUGGGAACAACUGGAGACAGGUUGGCAUAAUGGCACUCGAUAUGAACACAACGACUCUUGAGCAGAUAGAGGAGGACAACAAACUACACAAAGAGCGGGUUUUCGCCAUGCUGCGGAGAUGGAGCAUGCGCGAGAGGGAAAAAGCCACACCGGCUCGUCUCUAUUUUCUUCUAACACAAGAAGAAGAGAACGGCAUCAACUCAGAAAAUCUCAACUUCCUGAUGGAAAACAACUGACUUGAUUUAUGUAGCACUUUGAAAAACAAACCACUAGAGGGAGACAUAACUGCUAGUCAGUUAUUUUUGUGUGUGUUUUGUUUUGUUAGUCCGCUUCAGGCUUGAAUUGAUUGGGAAACGUCCAAGCGCACUAAGCUAUUAUGCGGGUAUUUGACUUCUUGUUUUUUUCUAAAAUCCGACCCCAUUGUUUGUAGAUUUGUGAAAAUAUGCUUAGAUAUUUAGCUUUUUUUUUCUUUUUAAAAGGAGCAGGACUGAGUAAACAGUGGGAAGUUUUAUUUCAAUAUAUUUUUUAUGGCAUUAUUACAUGUUAAGCUUAUUUCCAUGCAAAACAUAGCACUUCAGUGUAUACGUGCAGCUUUAAAUAUAAUAAUCCUAAUAAUUUCAGGUUAUACCGUAGCAUUCCAUCAUGAUACAUUCUUUAAAAAAAUAAUAAUGCAUUUGCUUUAAGUAAAUGAAUGUGAAAGCUUUUAUCUUAAGUCUUAAAAACUUGAACCGAUUCCAUGAACAGAUAAGGACGACUGGUGUUUAUGACAGAAGUUUUAGGUCCCAAUAGAGACCGCUAUCUGGCAACAUAACGACAACCUUCGCUCUCUCGGCAAGUAUCACGUUGUUUCACCCUGAUGCAUUUUCACCCUGGGUUUUCACCCUUGUUCACCCUUGUUCACCCUUGUUUUGCAUGCCAAGCAGGUGAUAGGAUGGGAGGCGGAGCUUUGUACUAUUCCACUGCGAGUUCUUAAACAGCAUCUAGUCUUGUCUGACUUCAUGGAAUCUUUUACUGUUGGAAGCAUAAUUUUUUUUAUUAUUUAAUUGAUUGCAAUUUAAUGCGAGAGCAGAGAUUUCAAAUGUAUGGUCAUGAUUAUAUUAAUUGGACUCUUUUGUUAAAUUCUCCUUGUACUUUAUUUGUUUUUGUACUUUAUUUUUGUCAUUAAUCAUGCUUCUGGUGAUGGUUUUUUCUUUUUUUGUACGAAACUAAAGAGAAUUAAAUGAUUGUCAUUGAGAUGUGAAA
This is a messenger RNA of Danio aesculapii, 1444 nucleotides long. RefSeq lists its product as uncharacterized. The record is from RefSeq and is a predicted model, not a curated record. Bases 115 to 438 code for a protein of 107 amino acids. NCBI's taxonomy places the organism in Eukaryota, Metazoa, Chordata, Actinopteri, Cypriniformes, Danionidae. The transcript has 3 exons. Gene Ontology annotation, biological process: signal transduction. Gene Ontology annotation, molecular function: protein binding.